Molecule: messenger RNA, 1224 nt
Organism: Fusarium venenatum
Lineage: Eukaryota; Fungi; Ascomycota; Sordariomycetes; Hypocreales; Nectriaceae
Product: glycoside hydrolase superfamily
Biological process (GO): cell wall organization; carbohydrate metabolic process
Cellular component (GO): cell surface; fungal-type cell wall; extracellular region
Molecular function (GO): glucan endo-1,3-beta-D-glucosidase activity
Source: RefSeq, a predicted model, not a curated record
AUGCCUUCCAUCAACAGCCUUCUUACCAUGGCUGCUGCCGCCGGCUCUGCUAGCGCUGCGUUCCAGGGCUUCAACUAUGGCUCUACCUUUACAGACGGCAGUGCCAAGGCUCAAUCCGACUUUGAGAAUGAGUUCAACACUGCUGCUGGCCUUCAAGGUACUAACGGUGCUUUCACCAGCGCUCGUCUCUACACUAUGAUCCAGGGUGGCACACCCAACCAACCCAUCUCUGCCAUCCCCGCCGCUAUCAAGACCAAGACCAGCCUCCUCUUUGGUCUUUGGGCCUCUGGUAAUGGCUUCGCCAACGAGAUUGCCGCCCUAAAGAACACUGUCGACCAGUAUUGUGACCAGCUCGAUGGUCUCGUCGCUGGUAUCUCUGUUGGAAGUGAGGAUCUCUACCGUAUCUCACCCACUGGUCUCAAGAACGACGAGAACCCCGGCGCCGACCCUGACGUCCUCGUCGACUAUAUCAAGCAGACUCGCAGCGCUAUCAAGGGCACUUGCCUUGAGUCUGUCCCUAUCGGUCACGUCGACACAUGGACCGCUUACGCCAAUGCGUCCAACAACGCUGUGAUAGAGGCUUGUGACUGGCUCGGUAUGGAUGCCUACCCUUACUUUGAGGACACCAAGAACAACCCUAUCUCCGAGGGCGCAAACCUCUUCAAGGCCGCCUGGAAUGAGGUCAAGGCUGCUGCCAAAGGCAAGGAGAUCUGGGUUACUGAGACCGGAUGGCCUGUGAGUGGAAAGACUGUUGGCAAAGGUGUUCCGUCGCUCGAGAAUGCCCGAACAUUCUACGAGGAUGUCGGCUGUCCUAUGUUUGGAGACAUCAACGUCUGGUGGUACACUCUCCAAGAUUCCGCUCCUCAGACUCCCAACCCCAGCUUUGGAGUCAUCGGUUCUGAUCUCACCGAGAAGCCCCUUUACGAUCUUAGCUGUAGUUCUGCUAGCAAGAAGGGUACUCUGGUCAGCCGCAGUGACGACAAGUCUGACAACGUUGAGCACUACUUUGUGAGCCCUUCCUUCGCAGCCAACAACAAGAACGGAACUAUCCCUGUUGUGCCUGCUGGAACUUCCACUACUUUGGUGCCAACUCCUUCUUCCACCUCUAGCACCGGUACUGGUGCCGGAUCUCAGACUACUCCUGUGCCUGGUAGCGGUGCUCAGCAGCUCAACUCAAUGGGCGCUGCUGCUGUUGCGGUUAUCCUUGCCGCUGCUUUGCUAUGA